AAAAGCUUCCCUCAUUUUCGGCGUAUGGCGGGCUGCCUAGUGGGGCGGUUUGACUCGGUGUGGAUACACUUGCGUGCGGGACCAGUGUCUGCCACCGCGUAUGGCGAGGGAUCUUAUCGGGCCGGCACUGCCGCCGGGCUUCAAGGCCAGCGGGUCAGCGGAGGACGAGGAGCGGGACCCCAGCCCGGUUGCAGGACCAGCUCUGCCCCCUAAUUAUAAAAGCAGUAGUUCAAAGUCAUCAGACAGCGACGAGGACAGUAGUUCUUUGUCUGAAGAAGGAAAUCAAGAAUCUGAAGAAGAUGACACUGGUCCAACUGCAAGAAAACAGAGGAGAAAUCAGGAUGACGAUGAUGAUGAUGAUGAAGGUUUUUUUGGACCAGCCCUUCCUCCUGGAUUUAAAAAGCAGGAUGAUUCUCCUCCAAGGCCUAUAAUAGGUCCUGCAUUACCACCUGGUUUUCUUAAAUCUGCACAGAAAAGUGACAAAGGCAGAGAUGAUCCAAGACAAGUAUCAUCGUAUUUCAACUCUGAGAAGGAAACAGGUAGCAGUGAAGAGGAGGACAUUAUUGGGCCGAUGCCUGCCAAAGGACCAGUUAACUCUAGUGUAACGACAGAGUUUGAAAAAAGGGCCCAGAGAAUGAAAGAAAAACUGACUAAAGGAGAUGAUGAUUCAUCUAAACCAAUUACAAGAGAGUCUUGGAUGACUGAGCUUCCUCCGGAGCUGAAAGACUUUGGUCUUGGGCCCAGAACUUUCAAGAGAAGAGCUGCUGACAAACCUGGAGAUCGAUCAGUCUGGACAGAUAUGCCAGCUGACAGGGAAAGGAAAGCUAAGGAGACACCAGAAGCAAGAAAGUCAUUCAGUAAGAAGGAUGAAGAACAUAUAUUGACAGGAAUGGAAAAGAGAUUGGCCGAGCAGGUAUCCGCAUACAAUGAAUCAAAAAGGUCAGAAUCUCUUAUGGACAUUCAUCAGAAAAAACUAAAGAGUAAGGCUGCUGAAGAUAAAAAUAAGCCCCAAGAAAGAAUACCAUUUAACCGUGAUAUGGAUCUCAGAGUUCAUCGGUUUGAUGAAGCUCAGAAAAAAGCCCUGAUAAAGAAAUCUAGGGAACUAAACACCAGGUUUUCACAUGGCAAAGGCAAUAUGUUUUUAUAAGGGGAUUUCCCUGUGCAAUGAAGAAGAGUUGAAGAAUACUCUUUUUUUCUGUCUGUCCAUCUUUCUUCCUUUAUUUUGAGUUUCUUAAGGUUAGAGGAUUACUUUAGUCUUACAAACCACGCGUCCUUUAAAGUCACAUGGAAACAUGAAAUCAGUGUGUCUUACGUAGAGUAGAAUUUUAUGUGUCUUUGGCUUCUGAGGAAAUGUGGGCUUUUCUUCAAAUGAUUUUUUUGAGGAUUCCCCCCCUCCCCGCCACUCCCUGAUUUUUGUGCUGUCUCACAAGUGCCCUGUUAAGAUCUGGUCAGGACCAUCCACUGAGUCUCUCCCACAGCUCAGACCCCCUCAUCAGAUAUUAUGAACUUGCCCUGAGUGAGUGUGUCGGGUCCUCACAGUGAAUCCAUGAAUUUGAAAUUGUUUGGGUUUCCCUCUAAACUGCAGCCAGUGAAUACACAACAUUUACUUGAAAAUAGAGGGUAUGGAGGUUUUGUCCAUUUUGUUAUCAAUUUGCUUGUUGUGGCAAUCAGGGCUUUUUAUUUGUGGUUUGGAUUUUUUGGUUUGUUUGUUUCUAAGUCAGAAAGAGGGACCUCUGCAUUAUUUCAUGUGCUAAGGAAAAACUAUUUUGAUUUUUCCAACUUCAGUAAGUAUUUCUAGGGAAGGCAAUCUGAGGGACAAGAGAACACCAUUAACUGUUACCAGUGUGAAGUCUGAGACCUGGUCUCUGUGAUCUCCACCAAAGCUUUCUAAGUCUUUAACCUGCUUUGGGAUGAUCUGACUUGAUUCAUUUAUAUUUAACAUGCUUUAGCUAAUUUAUUGGGGACAGAUUUUUUAUAUCAAUCAUAAGUAACUUUUUAAAAAAAUCGAACUCAUAAUCCCUGAAUACAAAAAUGGAAAUGGAAACUGUAAUCAAAACCACCCUGAUGUAAGCUGGACGAAGUGAGAGAGUAGCAUUGACAUAUAUACACUACCAAAUGUAAAAUAGAUAACUAGUGGGAAGCAACUGCGUAUAGCACAGGGAGAUCAGCUUGGUGCUUUGUGACCACCUAGAGGGGUGGGAUAGGGAGGGAGGGAGGGAGACGCAAGAGGGAGGAGAUAUGGGGAUAUAUGUAUCUGUAUAGCUGAUUCACUUUGCGAUACAGCAGAAACUAACACACCAUUGUAAAGCAAUUAUACUCCAAUAAAGAUGUUAAAAAAAAAAAACAAACACCGAUGGAGUAUUGUAAGUUUGUGAUGCUUUAAGCACUGCCCCUUAAGAUAUUAAACAAAACUCUGAAUAGUUAAAGCUUAAAUUCAGAUUCUGGAAGUUAUGUUUCCUUACAGAUUAAUCCCGAUUGCUCUGCUGGUUCUAUGCUCUAGUUUUGAUGAAGCACACGGUUUUAAUGAAAAAAGAUGCUGAGUCCUAGCUCAUCUAGGCUUCAUGAAAAUUGAGUGAACUGUUCAAAUUAUGUGACACAUUUUUCUCCUGAUCAUAGAAGUACAAUGAUCUUCCAUUAACAGUAACCUACUCAAAGAGUGUUACUAUUUAUAAGAUUAAUUUUUCUCCUAAGCAAAUUGAAAAAGUCUAAGCAGAUUGAACAGAGCUACCUUUUGACCAAAGGUAUCAUUUUUAGUGGAUGAUGUUUUCUGAACACAAUACUUUGUACAGGAGCAUCUAUUACUUUCAUUAAUUUU
Balaenoptera ricei (Rice's whale) is the source of this 2815-nucleotide messenger RNA. It is a transcript of the gene GPALPP1, whose product is annotated as GPALPP motifs containing 1. NCBI's taxonomy places the organism in Eukaryota, Metazoa, Chordata, Mammalia, Artiodactyla, Balaenopteridae. The coding region runs from base 101 to 1147 and encodes 348 amino acids. The record is from RefSeq and is a predicted model, not a curated record. The transcript has 9 exons.